Molecule: messenger RNA, 704 nt
Organism: Acyrthosiphon pisum (pea aphid)
Lineage: Eukaryota; Metazoa; Arthropoda; Insecta; Hemiptera; Aphididae
Product: lachesin-like
Exons: 2
Coding region: 109-606 (165 amino acids)
Cellular component (GO): neuron projection
Source: RefSeq, a predicted model, not a curated record
AACCAGUUACUGUGAUCUUUAUUGAUUUUGUUAGCCAUUGUUAAAAGUAUGUUUGAUUGUCAAAUUAUUUAUAUUUAAUUUUUUAUUUUUAUUUCAGCCUAUUCACAGAUGACACCAAUAAUAACGCAUAUUUCACAAAACCAAAUAAAAGAUGUUGGCGAUAAAGCAGAAAUGGAAUGCACAGUUUCAAACCCCUUAGAUUAUUAUGUUUUGUGGACGAAGUUUGACUUAGAGAAAUCUAAUGAUUCUAUCCUUUUUUCUUUUGGAAGUACCCUUAAUAUCAAAGAUUCUAGAUUAUCAAUAACAAAAGACUCAAAAAUGGAUUUAAUACGUUAUACAUUACAGAUUAAUGAUAUUCAACAAGUUGAUUCUGGUUUCUACCACUGCCAAAUAAUUAUUGGAUUACAUCACAUAAUAUCUGCUAAAGUUGAGUUGAAAGUACGCGGACCCCCAAUGAUACAUGACAAUUCCACCUCAUCAAUGGUUGUAAUGGAAGGUCAACAAGUGACCCUUGAAUGUUACGCAAGUGGAAAUCCAAGUACAAGAAUUUUCUGGAAGAGAGAAAAUAAUGGAAUUUUAAGUGUCAACAGAUCAAUUUAUAAGUAAAAUACCUCUCCUUUCUUUUAAACUAAAAUGUAGUAGUAAAACAUAUUAUAAAUAGUUUUUGAUACAAGUUUAUAGUCAUAAGCCAAUAACAAAUUUGA